CUGGGACAUUAAUAAUUGAUGCACACUUACUUCGCCAAGCCAUACUGUUGUAUGUUUAAUGGCAGUGUUGCGGAUGUGAACCGACACUUUAAUAGUCAUUUUGCAUAACACGAUAAUCAAGAAAAGAAAAGAAAAGAAAGAAGAAAAAGAGUUGGUUGUGGUUUCUCUCGCGAGAUCUGACAACAGUGCCCGUGAACUAAACAAGACGAGGGAAAAACAAGAUGGCGUGUGACGGAGACGAUCGUGGUCUUAUUAUAUAAUUAUUGUAAUACUGGAUUCUUAUCCAGAUUUGUAAUAUGUCGUGUAAUACAUUACAAAUCUAAAUAGUAAAUAUUAAUGGUUUGUAUUCAGAUACAUUAGUCUGAGCGCACUUUAUCGAAUUUCGUGCUAGCUUAGCGUGCUAGUUAGCUUAGCUUCUUAGCUGCUAACAAAGCGAAGCAGAAGUUAUCAACACAUCGCGUAACAGAGAUGAAGUGUGAGUGUUAAGUGUAGUGAUUGUGUGAAAAUGUGCGAAAGAACGAAAGCAGAGUACGAGGAGGAACUUUGUCCAACAAAAGAGGAGAAGGAGCGACAAUGUCAACUACUGGACGCUGUUUUCAAGAAACAUCAAGUUGUGUUACACAGAACAGACAUCCAGCAGCCCCCCCACAUUAAAGAGGAAUAUUUACAUCCCCCAUGUGUAAAAGAGGAGGAGGCAGAGCCAUCCCACAUUAAAGAGGAAGAGGAGGAAGUGUGGAUCAGUCAGGAGAGAGGGUACCUUCUAGGGCAGGAGGAGGCUGAUAUCACCAAGUUUUCAUUGACUGUUGUCUCUGUGAAGACUGAAGACCAUGAAGACAAACCACCUGAGUCCUCACAGCUUCAUCACAGUCCAAACGUCCACCAGCUAAUUGGACUUCAAGAAGAUAGUUUGCCUCAACUGCAGUUGGGGAGCUUCACUUUGGAGCAGACAGCUCCACAGCACUUCGAGGAGCCACAAUCGCCUCAAAUUAAAAAGGAAGAGAAGAAGUCACAGCUCCAUCAUGAUAAAGAGGUUGAGGAGUCGCAGCCUGUACGUGUUAAAGAGGAGGAGGAGGAGGAGCCACAUACCCCUAACUUUAAAGACAAAAACGAAGAACCACAUCUCCCUCAUUAUAAAGAGGAGGAAGUGCGGCUUAGUUGGGAGGAAGAGUGUAUUCUAGGGCAGGAGGAGGCUGAUCUCACCAAGUUUCCACUGACUGUUGUCUCUGUGAAGACUGAAGACUAUGAAGACAAACCACCUGAGUCCUCACAGCUUCAUCACAGUUCAAGUGAUGAGAAGAGAGGGAUGGAACCUUCAAGCAGCAGCUCAAGACAACACAUGACAACAGAAGUUGAUGGAGACCACUGUGGAGGAUUUCAAGCAGACAAGCUCUUAGCUCCACUAUCAGAUAGUGACGACAUAACAUCAGACGUUGAUGUAAACAUGGAAUUACACGUGAGAACAUACACAGGAGAAAAACCUUUCAGUUGCUCAUUUUGCGGUAAAAGAUUUUCCUCCAAAAGUAAAAUGCAAAUACACAUAAGAACACACACAGGAGAAAAACCCUUUGGUUGUUCAGUUUGUGCAAAAAGGUUUGUUGUAAAUUCUAAUUUGACUCGACAUAUGAGAACACACAGAGGAGAAAAAUCUUUCAGUUGUUCAGUUUGCAAUAAAAUAUUUUCAGUAAAAUUUAAUAUGCAAAAACACAUGAGAACACACACAGGCAAAAAACCUUUCAGUUGUUCAGUUCGUGGUAAAAGAGUUAAAGACACACAAAAUGUGCAAACCCACUAUAGUUGUUCAGUUUGGGCAAAAGGCUUUAUCAGAAACAAUGACUCGACUACGAAUAUGGAAACGAGCAAAAUGGAAAAACCUUUUAAGUGUUCAGUUUGCGGUAGAAGAUUUACUCACAAAUAUAGUAUGCACAUGCACAUGAGAAAACACACAGGAGAAAAACCUUUCAGUUGUUCAGUUUGCGGUAGAAGUUUUUCUCACAAAUAUUGUUUGCAAAUACACAUGAGAAAACAUACCGGAGAAAAACCUUUCAGUUGUUCAGUUUGUGGGAGGAGAGUUUCUUACAAGUAUAGUAUGGAAAUACACAUGAGAACGCACACGGGAGAAAAAACAUUCAGUUGUUCAGUUUGUGAUAAAAAAUUCUCUACCAAAAGUAACAUGCAAGCGCACAUGAGAGGACACACCGGAGAAAAACCUUUCAGUUGUUCAGUGUGCGCGAAAAGAUUCGCUGUCAAUAGUAGCAUGCAAAGACACAUGAGAAUACACACCGGAGAAAAACCUUUUAGUUGUUCAGUGUGCAAUAAAAGAUUUUCUGACCGUAGUAACAUGCAAGCACACAUGGGAACACACAAAAGAAAAUAACUUUUCUUAUUUGGAAGUCCUCUUUGAAUGGACCCAAUAGUGGCUACAGGUCUAUUGGAGUGCUUCUCUAAAGUCUGGAUAUAGGUUUGGAUUAGCCUGUCAGGACCCAGCCAGCCCAGUUUAUGCAAUGAAUUACAUAACACUUUCAAGUUACUAUGAAGUACUCAUUAAAAAUAAAUCAGUAAUAUAUUUUUACAUUGUAUAAACAUUGUUUUUAAUGAUGAUUCUCAGCGAUUUAAAAAUUGUUCAAAGUAAAAUAUUUCUAACCAAAUAAUAUAUGUUACCAUUAGUGAUUUAACCUAAUAUACAUAUUUUUCAAACGUAUAUAUUUUUUUACAAUGAUCUUAUAAUGAUAAAUAAUAAAACACAUACUCAAAAGCAAUCCAAGAGAAGCAACUUGAUAAUUGUAGUCAUGUUGUAUAAACGAUAAUAGCUCAUGUUAGCUAUACAACAUGCUAUGAUUAGCUAACAAAACACAUAUGGUGGGUCUCCUUUGUACUGGGGAAUUGGAAUUUCCGAGCUCCUCGUCGGAAUUUUAACUGGAACCCCCCUGGAGGUCUGAUUUUUAACUUGGAAAGUCGGCGCAUUCUCACCACCCCCGAGUUUGUUUUAAAGUUGGCUGCUUAGAUUCUAUAGUAUCCUAUAUUAGCACUUCUGAUGAGUUUUUGUUGCAGUAAACCAUACAUAUUUGAUUUAUUUAUCUCCUAACGUCACUGCAGUGUAAACUACAUUUAUUUCACGUGAUUUCUACGCGGUCAGUCGCUAGCAAUAGCUUCCGUUUCCUCCUCAUCCACCGUGCUUGAAAGUUGUAGUAAGUGUCCAUAAUUUUCCAUAAAUUGUUUGUAUUCAGACAAAGGGAGUGCAAAAAUACCUUUCGUGGCCAUCUUAAUUGUCAACUCGGCUGGGAUGUCGUUCCCAGCUCCAACUUUCGAGGUAACUGGAAUGAAGCAAAAGCUUUUUUUCUUGCCCUGAUGUGGGAUCUGGGAUCGGAUGUCGUUGUGACUUGCGCAGCCCUUUGAGACACUUGUGAUUAACGAGUAUAUAAGUCAACUUUGAUUGAUCAAUGAUUGCAGCUUUGUCCCCUGGAGCCUACUAGAAGCUAUUGCUUAUUUAUUCAUCAUCAUUUUAUGUUGUGAUGCUAAAUUAUUUUUAUGACUGGUCUCUUUUGAACAUUUUAUCUUAUAUGAAAAUCAACAAAUUUCAUGUUGAAAAAUUGUUUUUGUAUUAAUCAAAUAAGUGUUUCUAUUGUUUUGUAAUGUGUUUAUAACUUCAGCAUUUUAUAUUGACCUGAUGUUUAAUUUUAGUAAGUGGCUAAGACUACAUCUGUUUAAAGUGUAUUAAAAACAAAAAAUUAUUUAAUGAAACAA
Molecule: messenger RNA, 3741 nt
Organism: Nerophis ophidion (straightnose pipefish)
Lineage: Eukaryota; Metazoa; Chordata; Actinopteri; Syngnathiformes; Syngnathidae
Product: oocyte zinc finger protein XlCOF6-like
Exons: 3
Coding region: 506-2374 (622 amino acids)
Biological process (GO): regulation of cytokine production; negative regulation of transcription by RNA polymerase II; regulation of immune system process
Source: RefSeq, a predicted model, not a curated record